UAAGGAGACCAAUGAAGAUGACUGCUCGGGAGUUGGAAUGCGCCGCUACUGCACGUUGGAGGGUCUACAGCCAUUCAGCCAGACAGGGGUCCUCCCCACGCAAGAGGUGAUGUCACAGCGUCUUUACCCGCCCUCAUCAGUCACCUCGUGUCCUCUAUCUCAUCACCAGAAAUGCACAGGUAUAGAUGGCCAGCAACUUGACAGAUGUCUUGCUGCGUCUUCGGAUGGGCGCGCUGAUUCCGCAACCCGAUUUGGGCUUCCUCAGGCAUCCAGAUUACGAGAUGACCAUCAUCUCUUGUCACCCCUGCUCCCAUUCGUCUCAGCCCUACCGCGGGGGCCGGGGACCGAUCGCCUGAAACAGAUCGCCGUUGGUUCCUGGCAGGCACACUUGGAGCGAGACCAGCUGAGUUCCACGUGGAAAGCCCGAACUGCACUCACAACAGCCACCAAUCAGCAACUCGGCAAACAGUCGGUGACAUCGGAGCGGUCUUGACCAGACUCAUACCCUAGAGUGGCAUUGUCAUUCAUCAUCCCUACAUGCAAAACACCAAGACAGGCAUCCCUCUUAGCUCAGCGAUGCCACCUCCAUUGGUUCAAAUGCACCGCGCCCACCUGUCCAUUCUCCCGGAACAUAAACGCGGCUCCUCACUCAUGGCUUGACUGCUUACAACUCGCGCCCGACUCUGACUACGAGGCUCGUUCUUGUUUGGAUCCCACCUCCAACAUACAGGAAUAUCCGUGGUGCAUCGCGGAUUGUUUCGCUGUGCCACUAUAAUGCGCUAAAAUCUGACUGCAAUCAUGAGGGUGGAAUCAAGACCUCAGAGACCCAUGUAUUUUCUCAGGCAACAACUCAAGAUGUCAGGAAAGAGAGUAGACGGUCAAUACUCGAAAUGAGCUCAGGACGAAUCUAUGCCUAGCCCACUCAUCCAUUCCACCCUUCAUCUCAUGACGGCAUGAUGCCUCAUGGUGCGUCUUGAUUAUUCAAACCCACAAAUUCGACGUUAUACGGUGCCUUGCCAGUCAACCACUGCAAGCCAUGACAUGCCUGAUCCUGAGCCUUGAUUCUGUGCACCUAAGAUAGCAACAAGCUUGACCAGUGGUGAUAUUGUUCCCAGAAAGUUCAUCACCCAACGCUCCGUGAGUGAGGGGUUGCAACCAACAGUUUACUGGCUUUGCAGACAGAGGGCUCGCGCAUGUUCCUCUCCAAGAGCGAACAAGACCAAGAGAUCCAGCACAUGAGAACUAUCUCUUCUGCCCAGGAGAUGCACUCGAUAACUCCCCGAGCCGCACUGUCCGUUGGUCCAUGGUCACUCCGGCACAUAGCGUACCAUGGCCACCGAACCCAUUCUUGCCUUUUGUUUGGGGCGUCUUUUCAAGCUUCGCCCGUCUGACUCUGCCCACCACCCGGUCAUCUUUAUACUGAUCUGGUGAGUCCACCCGGUAAGAGCCCCAACAUUAUCUGUCGUCCUGUCUGCAAACAUGAUUGGAUGGCAUGUCUUGUCUCUUCUUCGAGUACACUAGGUUGGGUGCCAUUCCGGUUAGCCUAGGGCUGUCCCUGACCCGGUAGACUGGGAGAGUGUGGAGGGGUGAAGAGUACCGUCAGUAUGGUGCCGUUACCUAUCCACUUUUGGACCAGGCAGUCACUUUCUCAAGUUUGAAUCCAAGACCACCGCAUCUUCAAGAUUCCAGACCAUCAGACUUAUAUCUACAUCAGGCUCGCCCAGCUCCAUCAUCAGUCACUGUACAUCUCACUACCAUCAGUUCAGUCACUUACACACACACUGACUUAACCUGCUCUCGUUCACACCAAAACCCACCAUGUCAUCUUCGCGCUCACGUCGAACUGGACACAAGUUUGGAAGCUCGAGUGCAUCCGGCUCAUCAGCGCGCCAGAUCAUCGAGUCUCUCCUUACCCACCGCAUCAACACCUUGACUGAGCUCUGUCGUGUGGAACGCUUGGUAGCGAAUGCCGAGACAGAGGAUGAUCAACUAGCUUUCCAGGAACCCAUGACCUCGGCUUGGAUCUACUACGUCGAAUCAAAUCAGAUGCUUUCCGAGCUCCGGGGGCUCACCCCCAACUACGCCUUUUCCGGGGAAAUGUUGACGUACGCCCAGGGCCUGGUCCGAAACGACCCGCAAUCCAACAGGAGCUGGAACUUCGCCUGGAUGGUACUAGAAAAGAUCACAGAGGAGAAUCUGGUGGCCACCUAUGCUGAAAUCGAAGCAGCCAGGCCUGAAAUGUGGGGCGAUGUCGUGCCAGACGAUCAGCAGAUACAGGAGCUGGCAGCCUACUUUUCUCAAGAGUGGACUUAUGCCAUCAACUGGAUGUUGCAGCACUGGACCACUGCCCCAGUGUGGUACUGAGUACAUUGAGUACACCUUGGCUGUUCGCAGCGUACAACCGAACUCCUACGGUCAUACAGGCCUGACGGAAAACUUUCAUUCUUCCCUCCAUUCGUUUCGCUUGUUGUAGUUUUUUCACAUGUAUGACUUACCGGUACACCAUCAUAGAGGAGGAAAUUUGCACCGGUCCGUUGUCUGAAGGGGUGCUUGUGGUCUGGUUUAUCUCCCUGCUAUAGAUUGUCUAAAACACAUUGAACGACAAAUUCACACAACUUUCUAACUUGAAAC
Podospora pseudocomata is the source of this 2631-nucleotide messenger RNA. RefSeq lists its product as uncharacterized. The transcript is spliced from 4 exons. Lineage: Eukaryota; Fungi; Ascomycota; Sordariomycetes; Sordariales; Podosporaceae. Bases 1819 to 2364 code for a protein of 181 amino acids. The record is from RefSeq and is a predicted model, not a curated record.